Eurytemora carolleeae is the source of this 613-nucleotide messenger RNA. RefSeq lists its product as uncharacterized. Lineage: Eukaryota; Metazoa; Arthropoda; Copepoda; Calanoida; Temoridae. Bases 38 to 613 code for a protein of 191 amino acids. The record is from RefSeq and is a predicted model, not a curated record. The transcript has 5 exons.
UACUAACAAAAUAUAUGUUCAGUUUAAACAAGGCGACAUGCUGAUUCAUUUUUGUGGAAUCAAUAAAACUGUGAGUUCUAAACUUAGUUUAAAAUGUGUAGUUUUGAUUCUCAUUGGUUUAGUUCUCCUCGUAUUCGCAUUUUCCCAGUGGACAGAUGAAGAGUUUAUAGAAGAUGCGAUAGAUGCACCCGUUAUAACUAUUUCACCAGAAAAUAGUAUUUUUUCAUUAAUAAAACCUGAACGCGGAUCUAUUAUAAGAGAGGCUAGAAAAGGUGAACUUGGUUCGAACGAGGAGAAACCAGCAAGAAAUCGCAAAAAGUCAAAUCGGAUAAAAAAAUCCCAAGAUGCUGUAGAGCAGUCUGGUGGCCCUAGCGAGCAUAAUGAAGCAAAACCAAAUGCAACUCAAGAAGAACACUGCGUGGCUAAGUGUAUGCAGUAUUUACUAGAUUCAUCUGCGUCUUCCAAAACUUUAUGUGGUUUAAAUGCAGAAUCCCGAGGAGAAAACCAGAAAAUAAUCUCCUUCUCUUUUUACGGGGAGUUAAAAUCUGCUUACUAUAAUGGUAUUAAGGAAAACCUCAACUCUAUAACCUCCCACUUGGCUACGCUUUCAUAA